Heterostelium album PN500 is the source of this 270-nucleotide messenger RNA. It is a transcript of the gene ufm1, whose product is annotated as ubiquitin-fold modifier 1. NCBI's taxonomy places the organism in Eukaryota, Evosea, Eumycetozoa, Acytosteliales, Acytosteliaceae. Gene Ontology annotation, cellular component: cytoplasm; nucleus. Gene Ontology annotation, biological process: protein K69-linked ufmylation. Bases 1 to 270 code for a protein of 89 amino acids. The record is from RefSeq and is a predicted model, not a curated record. The transcript is spliced from 5 exons.
AUGUAUAUUUUGUCAAAGGUUACAUUCAAAAUUACAUUGACUUCAGAUCCUAAAUUACCAUUUAGAGUUGUUAGUGUACCAGAAGCUACUCCAUUCACUGCAGUUUUGAGAUUUACUUGCGAACAAUUUAAUGUACCUUGGCAAACUUCAGCUAUUAUUACAAAUGACGGUAUUGGAAUCAAUCCAUCACAAACAGCAGGAAAUGUAUUUUUAAAACACGGUAGCGAAUUGAGAUGUAUUCCAAGAGACAGAGUAGGAUCAUCACUCUAA